CGUGACAUUCUGCUUCAGGGUCUCUUUCAUUGCCCUGCAAAUUUAACCAACCAGAAAAUCUUCACAUCGAAAAAAAAUUCUCCGAAAUUAGCAGACAAAGAAGAAGAAAUUCUAACUCACUUUCAGAUCUAACGAAUCUUAAAUUGGAAAACUUCACCCAACUUUCUGUCACGACCCAUGUUUGCAUAUUGAAGAUCUAAUCUGAUUAGAGGCUAUAAGGUUCUGGGUUUCUUUGUUAUUGUGAUUGUGUGUUGGGUUGGUUGAUUUUUGAUUGAGUAAUUUGAAGGAAAUAGAGCACUUUGAUGGUGUUUUAUGGGAUCUGGGGAGAUCUGGAAGUUAGCCUAAAAUUUGUGAUCUUUAGCAUAUUAUUGGGUGAUUUGUAGUGGUGGAUCUAGUUUGAUUUGAAUCUGGUGUGGUAUAAAGUGGGUUUUGAUUGCAAAAUGGAGACUCUUGUUGUUGUGGAGCAGCAUAGGAAUCAGUACCAUAGCAGGGUCAGGUCAAACGGAUCAGGCAGAUUUGGGUCAUCACCAUCUAGAAAUUUUAGGCAGAUUAAUUGCAGGACCUUCCAAUCCAGUGCAGGUGUACUGCCUAGCCCGUUUAAGCAGUCUAGUUCACCUGUAGGUAAACGGGGUUCUUCAUUUUCAUCUCCCGCUCAUGUGUCCUCCCCACAUACACCCUCCCCUGGUGCUAAUUCCCAUUAUGUGAAUGGUGUAGACUCGAGAAGUAGUGUGAAGAGCUCUCCAAUUCCUAUCAGCAACCAUAGAAAUCCUAAAAAGAAGUCUUUCAAUGGACUUGCUGGUGGAGGGUUGUCGUAUUCUGAACUCUGGGCUGGACCUGCCUAUUCAAACUCUCCACCACCGAAUUCUUUGCCGAUGCCCAAGUUUUCACUCAGGGAAAAACGGGCUGUGUCACUUGAUUUGCCUGCUCCUGACCCUGUUUUCACAGUACAUCCAACUGCUAAGUCGGCACCUACUUCUCCAACUAGAGUGCAUAAACCUUCUGCUACUGAACUUCUUGUUACUGUAGACUCUGCGACAAGGACUCUGCGUCGCAUUCUCAACCUUGAGAGUGCUGAUGACUGAACUGCUGGGAGCGUUGAGCUCCUGUGUGUAAGUUUACUGUGCAAAUUGGAAUGGUAUUGAUGUAUAUAGAGUCAAUAAGUAGGAUGGUAGUCUGAGUCUGAAUGAGCUUAGCUUUCAGUAGCAGUAGUAGCAACAAAAGUAAUUGCUUUGGUGGUCAACAAUCUCUAGAUCGUGCAUUAUGAAUUGGGGUUUGUCAGUGUUUGGUGCCUAUGAGCAAGGUUUGUGAAGAAUGGGUUCUUCAGAAUGGUGGAAGAAGCGACAUGUUCAAGAAGCAUAAGUGAAUUUAUGCAAGAGAACGUUGUGGCUGCCAGCAUUCUUCUUUGGCAUUGAAUUGCAUAUUACUUCUCUACAAAAUAUAGGGCUUGAAGUUAAACAUAUGCUUGAGAGCUGUUUGCUUUAAGAUUUCAAGUCCUUGGUUCAAACUCCUAACAAUCACUAACUGACUAAUUUCCCUAGUUUCCUUCUUUUUGUAAAAUGUAGGCCUUUUCUUACUGGAUACCAUGUAAUCUUACUCAACUUCCCUCACAAAUUCCCUAGGUUUCUGUUUUCUGCUAAUACUCUUUGUUUCUAUACCCUUAGUUUGUUUCUCUCCUUCCUUUUAGCUUGAUUUUCAGAAGUCUAUUUCAUUUCUUGCUUAACCUUGCCUCAAUUUACUUCUUAGAUAUUGGCCAAAAAAAAGUAGCUUCUUAGUUAAUCUGCUUCUAACAACUCGUUUUCUUACUCCAUAAUUGCCUGAACUGGCAUGAUACACAUAUCCUCCUUCUUCGCUUCUUUUAGUUUGGAUCUGACGCUUCCGUUUCUCUUCACCAUUUUUUCUGUUUUUUAAGAAGAAAAAAAUGGGAAAGGGAGGUUAAAGUAGUUGUUUACCACUUCUGCCCCUGAUCUUUGUAAGGUUAAACAAAAUUUCCUCUUCCUG
Messenger RNA from Rubroshorea leprosula, 1998 nucleotides. NCBI's taxonomy places the organism in Eukaryota, Viridiplantae, Streptophyta, Magnoliopsida, Malvales, Dipterocarpaceae. The record is from the annotation of a GenBank genome assembly.